Planococcus citri (citrus mealybug) is the source of this 1951-nucleotide messenger RNA. Its product is annotated as sorting and assembly machinery component 50 homolog. Gene Ontology annotation, cellular component: outer membrane. Gene Ontology annotation, biological process: mitochondrial respiratory chain complex assembly; protein insertion into mitochondrial outer membrane. The transcript has a single exon. NCBI's taxonomy places the organism in Eukaryota, Metazoa, Arthropoda, Insecta, Hemiptera, Pseudococcidae. The record is from RefSeq and is a predicted model, not a curated record. Bases 324 to 1658 code for a protein of 444 amino acids.
GUUUUGUUUCUUAUCAUAUCGUGAUAAAAAUCAUUGAAAAUUUUAUAAUUUUUUCAUCAUCGAAAUCGAAAUUUAGAAUUUUAAUUUCAAGCUUGAAAGUUGAAACAACGAACGUGGUAUCGUUGGCGCGUUUCAAAAUGCAGUUACUGUAAUCCGCUAAUCUUUUAGAAACAAUCGUACGAACUUAUAUUGUUUUUCGCUCGGUUCAGUUUGCAUAUGCACGUAGCGGUGAAUAUCGAUACAUCAGAGGUGAUUUCAAUUUCAACGUACCUAAUUUCAUAGUUUUCAGCGUUGGCGAAAUAAAUACCGUUUCAAUCGCGAACAUGGGCUAUUCCAAUGUAAAAUCUGGUAAGCCCGAACUGAAUUUCGAAUCUUUGAAAGUUCGCGUCGACAGAGUUCACGUUGACGGACUCGAAAGGACGAAAGAUGAUUUCGUAGCGCAAUCCUUCAAAGACGUAUUCGGCGUGCAAAAUUUCCAACAAUUACUCGAAAAAACCAUAGAGUGUCGUUUGAAGUUGGAGAAAUUGGGCUGUUUCAAAUCGAUUUCCGUCAUCAUAGAUACCAGCGAGGGACCAAAGGCGACGCCGGGAUGCGGAUACGAUGUGACUUUCAAAGUUACAGAGCUGAGCAGAAUUACCGGUCGUAUUAAUACCGCCAUCGAAAAUAACCAAGGUUCCAUCGGAUUCGCCGCUCAAACGCCAAAUUUUUUGGGCCGCGGAGAAAAUUUCAAAUCGGAAAUCAAAUAUUCGCCGAGACAGAUGCAAACGUUCAAUACGUCUUUCACGAAACCACUGCUGUUCAACGACGGGUCGUUAUCUGCGGCGCUUUUCAAACAAACCACCGAAAGUCUAGCUUCCGGUUACAAACUGAACGAACACGGUUUGCAAUUCGGCCUUUCGUUCCUGUACGGCGGAAUUUUAAAUCAUAAGAUGGAGUACGAAGGAACCAUCCGCAAAGUGGGCGUUUUAAACAAAAAUGUAGCGUUUCCCGUACGCGAUAUGUCGGGUUAUUCGUUGAAAUCUUCGUUACAUAACCAUUUUGUUUUGGAUUCGAGGGAUUCGGUAGUUUUUCCCGUAUCCGGUACGUUAUUCCAGUUGAAAACAGAAUUCGCCGGAUUGGGCGGCGACAUAGGAUUUUUCAAAAACGAAUUGCUGUCGCAAGUCAACGUGCCGCUAGUAGCAGAUAUAAGCGUACAAGGAUCUUUCGGCGCUGGUCUCAUCACCAACACUACUAGAGAGAAACACUAUUCGAUAGUCGAUCGUUUUUUCCUCGGCGGACCUCUCACUCUCAGAGGAUUCCCUAUCAAUACGGUUGGUCCCAAAGUAGACGGUUACGCUCAAGGCGGAUCGCUAUAUUGGCUCAGCGCGCUUCACUUGUACACGCCGUUACCGCAUCGUCCUCAAAAAGGCACGUUCGGCGAUUCGUUUAGAAUACACUUAUUCGCCAACGCCGGAAACUUGUUGAAUUCUACCGGCAGCCUAAACGACUGCAUCCAAUCGCUCGGUAAAAAUUUAAGAUUAACUUACGGUAUAGGAUUAGUUUACCGUCUCGGUCAACUCGCUAGAGUCGAAUUAAAUUAUUGUAUACCGGUGUUUCAUCAACCAGACGAUAAAUUAAUAGACGGUAUGCAGUUUGGCUUGGGCGUUCAUUUCGUAUAGAAAACGUAAUUUAAAUCCGCGUGUGUUGAAGAAUCGCGUUCGUUUUAAUUAUUAUUUUAUCAUUUCGUUGAAUGUAGAACUAGAUGUACCGUGCGACGCGAAUAAUACAUAAUAAAAUGUUAAGACUUACGAUCCGAAAUGAACAUUCGCGUCGCGUCCGUAGGAAAACGAUUUUUGAGUAUUUCGAUUUCCUGGUUUUGUUUUUAUCCGUUAAUGAUGAGUUUUUUUUCUAUUGUAAUUAGACUGAAACGAAAUAUUGUACGUUGUCGAAUAAAUUGUUUUCUCAAUGAUCA